Molecule: messenger RNA, 966 nt
Organism: Echinops telfairi (small Madagascar hedgehog)
Lineage: Eukaryota; Metazoa; Chordata; Mammalia; Afrosoricida; Tenrecidae
Product: olfactory receptor 51G1
Exons: 1
Coding region: 1-966 (321 amino acids)
Biological process (GO): G protein-coupled receptor signaling pathway
Cellular component (GO): membrane
Molecular function (GO): olfactory receptor activity; G protein-coupled receptor activity
Source: RefSeq, a predicted model, not a curated record
AUGGCAAUCCCUUAUAAUAGCAGUCUCCAAAAAGCCACAUUCUUCCUGACGGGCUUUCACGGUCUGGAAGAUCUCCAUGGAUGGAUCUCCAUUCCUUUCUGCUCCAUCUACUUGACAGUGAUUGUAGGGAAUCUUACUAUCCUUCAUGUCAUCCGCACUGAUGCCACACUCCACGAGCCCAUGUACUAUUUUUUGGCUAUGUUGGCUCUCACAGACUUGGGACUUUGCCUUUCUACGCUGCCCACUGUCCUGGGCAUUUUCUGGUUUGAUGCGCGAGAGAUCGGCAUCCCUGCCUGCUUCACUCAGCUCUUUUUCAUCCAUACCUUGUCUCUGGUGGAAUCUUCAGUUCUAUUGUCCAUGUCCAUUGACCGCUAUGUGGCUAUCUGUAAUCCAUUGCGUUACUCAACCAUCUUGACGCCUGCACGCAUUGUCAAGAUGGGACUGAGUUCUUUGCUUAGAAGUGCGCUUCUUAUCCUUCCCCUGCCAUUUCUCCUUAAACGUUUUCACUACUGCCGCAGCCAUGUGCUGGCCCAUGCCUACUGUCUACACCUCGAGAUCAUGAAACUGGCCUGCUCCAGCAUCAUCGUCAACCACAUCUAUGGGCUCUUCGUGGUAGCCUGCACCGUGGGUGUUGACUCACUCCUCAUCUUUCUCUCCUAUGCCCUUAUACUGCGCACUGUACUGAGCAUCGCUUCCCGUCAGGAGAGGCUCCGGGCCCUCAACACCUGCGUCUCCCACAUCUGUGCGGUGCUGUUGUUCUACAUCCCCAUGAUUGGCUUGUCUCUUGUGCACCGCUUUGGAGAACAUUUGCCCCGCAUUGUACACCUCCUCAUGUCUUAUGUAUAUCUUUUGGUACCACCCCUCAUGAAUCCCAUUGUCUACAGCAUUAAGACCAAGCAGAUUCGACAGCGCAUUGCUAAGAAGUUUGAGUUUGUGAAAAUGCUGAAGUGUUUUCGACAAAAUUAA